AUGCGCAUGGACGCCGUGCGCGCCUCCUUCGGCCCCCAACCGCCGCGCGUCGACGGCCGCUGCAUGCGCGAUCUGGUUAAGGUGGUCGAGCGCGCGUGGACGCAGCCGGCAGCGUGCGCGCCGCGCGGGACGUGGUGGGGGGCGGCGGCGCCGGCGGAGGCAGGGCGCUGCCCGAGCGCGGCGCGGUGCGAGCUGCUGCUGGGUCAUGAUGCAUCACCGGGCGGGGACGGCAGCAGCAAACCUGACGGCAGCGGCAACGGGGGCGGCAGUGGUAGCGGCAGCAAGGGCAGCGGCAGCAGCGACAAAGUGAAGCUGCUGGCUUUGUCUGGGGCUCCUGGAGGACUUGGCGGGGGGACAGGGGGGGCCGGACCAGGCCAGGAGCAGGGGCGGCAGCAGGGUGACAGCGCAUCUGUGCAGCAAUGCUCGCAGCAGCAGCAGCAGCAGCAGCAGCAGCAGGAGCAGCAGCGGCAGGGGGGGCAGCGGCAGGAGGAGCAGCAGCGGCAGGAGGAGCUGCAGCGGCAGGAGGAGCAGCUGCGGCAGCAGCAGCAGACGGAGCAGCCACAUGAUCAGCAGGAAGACAAAGAGGAGCAGCAGCAGCAGCCGCCGCAGCAGUCGCAGCAGCAGCAGCAGCAGCAGCUGCUGCAGGGACCCACCGCGCUCGGUGCGUUGCAGCAGCUGCAGCAGCAGGUGUUGGCGGCACUGGGCAAGCAGGAGCGGAGGCUGCAGCAGCACCUGCAGGCGCUGCAGGCGCAGCAGCUGCUGCAGCGCGAGGUGGGCAGGCAGUGGCUGGCGUCCGACCCGCUCGCCGCUGCCGAUGCGCUGGCCUGUGCGGGCUACGACCCCUGCGGCCCCGGCCCCGGGUCGUGGCUCCCAGAGGCCGCCCUCAACAGCGCCGACGCGCGCCGCCACCCCUGCGGCCGCCUGCGCCGCCUGCCCGCGCUGCGCCUCGCCGCCCCCGACCCGCCGGACGGCUGCUCCGCCCCGCGCGGCUCCGGCGGCGGCGGCGCGACCGCCGUCAAAGGCAGCUUCGCGGUGGUGCUGCGCGGCGGCUGCUCAUUCGUCCAGAAGGCCCUGGCCAUGCAGGCGGCCGGCGCGGUGGGGCUGAUAGUGGUCAACGUGUUUGAGGACGGCGGCAUGGUGGCCAUGUCUGACGACGGGACGGGGCGGCGCGUGGACAUCCCCGCGCUGCUGAUAGGGGGCGAGGACGGGAAGGCGCUGCUGUGGUGGUUGGAGCGGCGGCCGCUGCUGGCGGCGAUGCCGCCUCAGCAGCAGCAGCAGCAGCAGCAGCAGCAGCAGCCGCCUGCAAAGGGCGCGCCGGGCGGCGGCGGCCGCGCGGCCGGCGCCAGCGGCGGAGGCGGCGGCGAGGCGGGCGGCGGCCCUCUGCGCGAGGACACCCUGCUGCGCGUGGACCUGCUGCUGCCCGCCACCACCCAGGGCUGGCUGCUGGAACGCCUGGGCCUGCAGCAGACGGGCGCCGCCAAGCAGGGCAAGGCGGCCGCCAAGCGGGCGGCCAACGCGGCCGCGGCCGUGAACGACCUCCUGCACCAGCUGAUGCGGGACGGCGCGGCGCUGGGAGCCCUGGAGUCGAUCGCGGGGGUGAAGCAUCGCAUCCGCGAGGGCGGCAAGGGCGGGGGUGGCAGGCGGGGAGGCGGCGGCGGCAAGGAAGGGUCGAGCGGCGUCAAAGGGGCCGGCAGCAAGGCCCGCGGCAACGGCUGCGGGACGGCGGCGGCGGCGGCGACCGCUGCUGCCAAGGCUGGGGCAACACCUGCGGCUGCCCACACGCAAGCGCCCAUUGCGAGCGAGACGCCAGCAGCUGGGACGUCGACGCCCCAUCCUGGUCCUUGA
Molecule: messenger RNA, 1845 nt
Organism: Monoraphidium neglectum
Lineage: Eukaryota; Viridiplantae; Chlorophyta; Chlorophyceae; Sphaeropleales; Selenastraceae
Exons: 2
Coding region: 1-1845 (614 amino acids)
Source: RefSeq, a predicted model, not a curated record